CGGAGCUGUUCUUUAUAAAGAGACCGCUUCUCUUGGAACUGCCUUUCCCUCCUCGCUGGAGACUGCUGCUGGACCACUUCUGUUCUCAAACUGAUCGGAACAGAACCUUAACCGAAACAGAAGCUUGGAUCAGGACCAAUUGUGGGCACUUCUGAAGGAGCGAAUUCAACAAAACAAGUGGGUUGAGGCAUCAGAGUGGACAUGUGGCUACUGGAGAAGCUCCGCAGCUCAAUGGAGAGCAGUGGGACACACUUGCAGUCCCCACAGACCACUGAGGCCAUUCCUGUUUCUGUGUACGCUAAUGUCCUCACUCCAGAAAAGAUUCCCGAUUUCUUCAUUCCCCCAAAACUUAUCUGCUGCCCACCAGAGGAAUCAGAAACCCCCGAGCCUCAGCAUUGCUCCACCUUGCGACCGUCCUCCUCUGACCAUGUCAUCUGCAUCCAGAGCCCAAGAGCUCGUAGCAGCAAAAACCCCUGCAGUCCUCGCCUCUUUUCCCGUAUGGCAGGGGACACACGCAGCCUCCAAAAGUCAGCCAACCGUCACAUCAUCCAGAUAGAGAGCGCAGACGAGCCAGCCACGGGAGUUUCGGAUGGUGUCAACACCAACGCAGACCCCCAGUCACAGACCGCAAUGUCUCUGCCUUAUGUCCCCAAGGCUCAGACCUCCUACGGCUUUUCCACCCUGAUGGAGUCUCCCCAUACCCGUCGCAAGGAGAGCCUGUUCCACAGCAACCCAGGUAGCCCUCAUACCUCCCCGAACUCCCAGAGGCGCUGCCAAGGAGGGACUCAUCUGGCCCCGGUGGAUACGAACCCAUACCGCUACUUUAGUGGUGGAGAAAGUGACACCUGCUCCUCAGCAGAAUCGUCACCCUUUAACUCCCCUCUGCUGUCCCGCUCAGCCUCUCUCCUGCGCUCCAUCACCCAGGAGACAAAGGCCAAGGUAUCUCGUGCCAAACGCUCCUUGGCCCGCCACAGCUCCCUCUCCACUGAUGAAUGUAGCUCAGCCGACAACAGCCCCAACAUGCAACGCCGCCGCAUGCAUUGCCCGACCUCUCCCGCCCUGCGUAGAUGCAAAAGCAGCGGAUUGAGAGGUGCAGCGUCUGACCCCUUACAGCGCGAGCACGUCAUCAACCUUCACAAGGGGGGGACACUCAGGCUGAGCACUCACUACGAUCCAGAGGCAGCGCGGCUGAGGGUGCGCGUGCUGACGGCAGAGGCCAUUUAUGAUAGGCAGACGGACCUUAAGAGCAUCAACUGCUGUGUGGCACUUUAUCUGAAACCCGGCAAGAAGCAGAAACAGAGAAGCACUAUUAUCAAGAACAGCAGGAAUCCUGUGUUCAACGAGGACUUUUUCUUUGAUUCGCUGCCUCAGGCGCAAGUCAAGAAUCUGGCCAUGAAGAUAAAAGUAGUAAACAAGGGAACCAGUCUGAAGAGAGAUGUGCUUCUUGGAGAACGACAAGUGCGGCUCAGUGAGCUGCUGGCUGGCGUGUAGGAAAACCCCUGCGAAGAAUUUGGUGAAAAACAAGCAGCCCCUGAUCUUCAGUCUUUUCUUCCCUGCAGUCAUCCCACUCCACAGAUUUGAAGCACUGGUGGAAGGAAUCCUGGGGGAGUUGUAUCUUGCACACAAAAAGCAAAACCAAAACACUUAUGAAAAGUACGAUUACAUUAACAUUACAAUGACAUUAACACUUUCCGAGGUUUCAUCGAUUUGUUAGUUUGCAAUUUAGUGGAACCUUGUUUGUGUAUUUUUGGGGUUCGCAAAGUGUCCUUUCCAGUGGGUUGUGAUAGUCUUGUUUAAAUGGGAUUUAAAUUCCCACAGUGAUGCAUAAUGUUUAUGUGUGGCCUUCCUGUGUAUUUGAAAUACAUAAAUAGUUUGUUUGAUUUUGUAAUCGGGAAUUCAUUUCUUUCUGAAUGAAGCUGCUGUUAAGUGACUUGCUGCUGUUCAAUUAAUCAAUA
Dunckerocampus dactyliophorus (ringed pipefish) is the source of this 1955-nucleotide messenger RNA. Its product is annotated as C2 calcium-dependent domain-containing protein 4C-like. The coding region runs from base 202 to 1491 and encodes 429 amino acids. The record is from RefSeq and is a predicted model, not a curated record. The transcript is spliced from 3 exons. Lineage: Eukaryota; Metazoa; Chordata; Actinopteri; Syngnathiformes; Syngnathidae.